AUGUCCGUCGUGGACACCACACAACUCAUUCUCAACCGCAAGCUCAACGAUGACGAGUUCUUCAAAGCAGCCACUCUUGGCUGGAUGAUCGAGCUGCUCCAGGCUUUCUUCCUCGUCAGCGACGAUAUCAUGGACAGCAGCAAGACCCGCCGAGGCCAGCCAUGUUGGUACCUCAUGCCAAAUGUCGGCAUGAUCGCGAUCAACGAUGCCUUCAUGCUCGAGUCGUCAAUCUACAUCCUGCUCAAGAAGUACUUCCGUCAAGAGAAGAACUAUGUCGAUCUGAUCGAGCUGUUCCACGAAGUCACCUUUCAGACUGAGCUCGGCCAAGAGUGCGAUCUUCUUACCGCGCCAGAAGACCACGUCGACCUUGACAACUUCUCGCUGGACAAGUACACCUUCAUCGUCAUCUACAAGACUGCAUACUACAGCUUCUACCUUCCCGUCGCUCUCGCCCUCCAUUUCGCCGGCUUCGCAACGCCCAAGAACCUCAAGACCGCAGAAGACAUCCUCAUUCCAAUGGGCGAGUACUUCCAGAUCCAAGACGAUUAUCUCGACAACUUCGCCGACCCGUCAGUAUUGGGCAAGAUCGGAACAGAUAUUCAGGAUAACAAGUGCAGCUGGUUGAUCAACCAAGCCUUGAAAAUUGCCAGCCCUGACCAAAGAGAGGUGCUUGAGAAGAACUACGGCCAGAAAGAUAGCAAGAAGGAAGCCGCUGUGAAAGAGGUGUUCAAUGAAUUGGAUUUGACAUCGGUGUAUACCAAGUACGAGGAGAAGAGAGUCGGCGAGCUGAGGGAGAAGAUCGACGCGAUCGAUGAGAGUGAGGGCUUGAAGAAGGAGGUCUUCUCGGAAUUCUUGAGAAAGAUCUACAAGCGGAGCAAGUAGAGCCUGCUGAAGCCAGAUGGAGCUGGGUGAUAGGGACAAAGUGGUCAUGUGAAUAGCGCAAUGUAUCUGCGCAUGCUGGUACAAGGACUGAGAUCCCUUAUGCUGUGCUCGGGGUGUUGUAAUGACGUGCUGCAUAGUUGAAGCAACCGACGGACGACUGACUGAUGCCAAG
Pseudocercospora fijiensis CIRAD86 is the source of this 1054-nucleotide messenger RNA. RefSeq lists its product as uncharacterized. NCBI's taxonomy places the organism in Eukaryota, Fungi, Ascomycota, Dothideomycetes, Mycosphaerellales, Mycosphaerellaceae. The record is from RefSeq and is a predicted model, not a curated record. The transcript has a single exon. The coding region runs from base 1 to 882 and encodes 293 amino acids. Gene Ontology annotation, cellular component: cytoplasm. Gene Ontology annotation, biological process: trans, trans-farnesyl diphosphate biosynthetic process. Gene Ontology annotation, molecular function: (2E,6E)-farnesyl diphosphate synthase activity; dimethylallyltranstransferase activity.